AUGAAUUUAUGGAAUAAGAAAUAUGACAGUGAUAAGAUAGCUUAUACUGAUUUGUUGACAAGUAAUGAUGGAGACCCAGGUGUUCAUGGAAAUACACGACUUUUUGGAACACUAAAUUACGAAUGGGAAUAUCAUAAGGUUAAAAGAGCUGAUCACCGAACACUAACGGAUGUCUUCCUUAAUUUUAGCAAUUUCCAACUCCACAGAAGUCUUGGUGACAGCUUACUCUCCAAUUUUGUUCUCAUUGUUAACUCAAUGAGCAUUAAAGUCACCUUCGAAGAAGUUCCAGAAGAACGCACUGUCAGGAUGAAGUGCCUCAAGUUUGUCCAAUGGGAGGGAUUUAGUCUGGAACCAAUAGAAGGAGCGAAGUGGGGUCGCCUUAAGUGGCUAAUUCUGAAGACAGUUCAAUUACUAUCUUCCAACUUUAUUGUUAAAUACGCGAUUCAAGUGACCUUGGCUGAGCGAGUAAUGAGCGCUUUGGAUUUUUAUAGCUAUCAACAAGAGGGGGAAAGGAUGUUUAUAACUACUGCCACUCCUAAUAAUGAACAUUUGGUUUUAAAGCGAGGAAACUACGAAAACUAG
Molecule: messenger RNA, 582 nt
Organism: Rodentolepis nana
Lineage: Eukaryota; Metazoa; Platyhelminthes; Cestoda; Cyclophyllidea; Hymenolepididae
Source: the annotation of a GenBank genome assembly